UUUUGAUUGGGAUAUCUGGUCCGGGGAUAUGGCACAUUUUUCUUGAAUUAUUUUGCGAAGGGUCGUGAGAGUAGCCAAUUUGAUCUGAGGAUACAAGUGUUGAAGCAGCUUGUUUAUGUAAAUUGUACGAAGGAGUAGCUUUAUAUAAUUUGGACAGCAAGAAGCUAACAAACCAGGACAGACGCCCAGCUUUGCAAUGAAGUUGGUCAGGUUUUUAAUGAAACUCAGUCAUGAGACUGUAACAAUCGAGCUGAAAAAUGGAACAGUAGUCCAUGGAACAGUUACUGGUGUGGACAUCAGCAUGAAUACUCAUUUAAAAUCGGUCAAGAUGACCAUCAAGAACAGAGAUCCCGUAGCGCUGGACACAUUGACCAUUCGUGGAAACAAUAUUCGUUACAUCCUUCUUCCAGACAGUCUUCCCUUGGAUACUCUGUUGAUUGAUGACACGCCCAAGGCUAAGGCAAAGAAGAAGGAGGCUGUUGCCCUCGGUCGUGGUCGUGGUAGAGGUCGCGGUAGAGGACGAGGACGCGGCGGUCCGCCUAGCAGCAGAGGUGGCAGCAGCCGCGGACGUGGUGGUCGGUAGAUGUAGGUGUGUUAGUGUGUUAGUGUGCGUCGUUUUUGUUUGCCUCUGUUGUGUGUGUAUGUGUGUGUGGUGUGUGCGCGUGGUGUGUGUGCGUGGGUGGUUGUGCGCGUGGUGUGUGCCUGUGUGUACGCAUGUGUGUUUGUCACAGCUCUGAAGUGAGUGUGAGUGCAUGUGUGCUUGACUCCAUCUUGCUCAUUUUGUAUAUACAUCUUUAGGUUGCCUGGUCUGCCGCACUUUUUUCAUUUUCUCUUUCUUUACAUCCCGUUUUGUGAAUGUAUUUCAGUACAUUUUAAGGCUAGAAUAGCUGCUCCUCUGUUGAGACUUGGUGUAGGCCAUGCAUGCAGUCUUGCCCUCAUUGCUGUUCUGCUUGUACGGUAUUUGAACAGCACCUCAUCUCUGACUUGCUGGCUUCUUGCUGCCCCUGACCCGUAAUUUGUUGACAUGACCUUGUAAAUGUCAGUGAAUUUA
Messenger RNA from Sycon ciliatum, 1051 nucleotides. RefSeq names its product small nuclear ribonucleoprotein Sm D1-like. Bases 197 to 583 code for a protein of 128 amino acids. The record is from RefSeq and is a predicted model, not a curated record. Gene Ontology annotation, molecular function: RNA binding. The transcript has 4 exons. Lineage: Eukaryota; Metazoa; Porifera; Calcarea; Leucosolenida; Sycettidae. Gene Ontology annotation, cellular component: U4 snRNP; precatalytic spliceosome; spliceosomal tri-snRNP complex. Gene Ontology annotation, biological process: RNA processing; spliceosomal snRNP assembly.